Messenger RNA from Neoarius graeffei (lesser salmon catfish), 837 nucleotides. It is a transcript of the gene nebl, whose product is annotated as nebulette. The transcript is spliced from 7 exons. Lineage: Eukaryota; Metazoa; Chordata; Actinopteri; Siluriformes; Ariidae. The coding region runs from base 1 to 837 and encodes 278 amino acids. Gene Ontology annotation, molecular function: actin filament binding. Gene Ontology annotation, cellular component: focal adhesion. The record is from RefSeq and is a predicted model, not a curated record.
AUGAAUCCUCACUGCGCACGCUGCGGGAAAAUCGUCUACGCUACUGAGAAAGUCAACUGCCUGGACAAGUACUGGCACAAAGGAUGCUUCCACUGCGAGGUGUGCAAAAUGACCCUGAACAUGAACAACUACAAAGGAUACGAGAAGAAACCUUACUGCAAUUCGCACUACCCCAAGCAGACGUUCACGAUCGUCGCAGACACGCCAGAGAACCUGCGACUGAGGCAGCAGAGUGAGCUACAGAGUCAGGUGAAGUACAGGAAGGAUUUUGAAGAAAGUAAAGGCCGUGGUCUUCGAUUUCUUAUAGACACACCUGAAGUGCAGAGACUGAAGAAAGCCCAGGAUCAGAUUAGUAACGCUAAAUAUCAUAAGGAUUUUGACAUGCCAGGCUUGCACGGUGUCACUCAGGGCGUCCGAGGAACUUAUCUGGUUCGGGCACAGACGAGACCCAACCAUGAGACACUGCAGGGGAGGUGCACCACACACAGAGGUGUGAAUCAGUACACCAUGGAGAUGGAACGGAGGCCAGGAGUCAUUGUGGCUCCUGUGCUUCCUGGAGCUUAUUACCCGAGCAGUUACAAUCAGGGAAACAGCUACAUGCAUCAGACCAGCAUGCACUCCCUCAGAGCACUGCAGCUCCAGGCGCAUCCAACAACCAUGAGUGUGUACAGGGCUCUGUACGACUACACGGCUCAGGACUGUGACGAGGUAUCGUUCCGAGAUGGUGAUCUGAUCCACAACGUGCACUCCAUCGAUGAGGGUUGGAUGUUUGGGACGGUCCAGAGGACGGGCCGCUCGGGCAUGCUGCCUGCGAACUACGUGGAAGGCAUCCGCUAA